This is a messenger RNA of Cyprinus carpio (common carp), 3814 nucleotides long. Its product is annotated as polypyrimidine tract-binding protein 1-like. Gene Ontology annotation, cellular component: nucleus. Gene Ontology annotation, molecular function: mRNA binding. Gene Ontology annotation, biological process: regulation of RNA splicing; mRNA processing; regulation of cell differentiation. The record is from RefSeq and is a predicted model, not a curated record. Lineage: Eukaryota; Metazoa; Chordata; Actinopteri; Cypriniformes; Cyprinidae.
AAGCGCCAAUCCCUCCUCCGCCAUUUUGUAAGGAUAUAAGAAAUACUAGCAGGUCUACCUCCCGUCUACGACAACCUGUAGUUUUGUUAGUGCCAUGGACGGCCGUUUAGACACUGAUUUGUAUCCUCUGGGAUCCAGUUACGUCACUGAAAUAGACAGUGUCCAUGAUAUAACAGUCGGCACGAAGAGGGGAUCUGACGAACUCUUUUCCUCUUGCAUAUCUAACGGACCUUAUAUAAUGAGCUCUGGAGCAGCAAAUGGUAAUGACAGCAAGAAGUUCAAAGGGGACAUCAGGAGCCCAGGCAUUCCUUCACGAGUCAUUCAUGUACGCAAACUGCCCAAUGACAUAAAUGAAGCAGAAGUCAUUUCUUUGGGGCUUCCCUUUGGCAAAGUGACCAACCUCCUGAUGCUGAAAGGAAAGAACCAGGCUUUCCUGGAGAUGAACACUGAGGAGUCAGCACAGACCAUGGUCAGCUACUACUCCUCUGUUACCCCUGUCAUCCGCAACCACCCAAUCUACAUGCAGUAUUCCAACCACAAGGAGCUAAAGACUGACAACUCACCCAACCAAGUUAGAGCACAAGCGGCACUGCAGGCGGUGAAUGCAGUCCAGACAGGAAGCAUGCCUUUGAGCACUGUUGAUGGAGCAGGCAUGGGAAGUCAGAGCCCUGUGCUGAGAGUCAUUGUUGAAAACCUCUUCUAUCCAGUUACUCUUGAUGUCCUUCACCAGAUCUUCUCAAAGUUCGGCACGGUUUUGAAGAUAAUAACCUUUACCAAAAACAACCAGUUCCAAGCACUGGUCCAAUACUCAGACGGAAUGACUGCUCAGCAUUCAAAACUGUCUUUAGAUGGACAGAACAUCUACAAUGCCUGCUGUACCCUUCGCAUCAGUUUCUCUAAGCUCACCAGCUUGAAUGUUAAGUACAACAACGAAAAGAGCAGGGACUACACUCGCCCUGACUUGCCUACAGGAGACAGUCAACCUUCCCUCAAUGCACAGACGAUGGCUGCAGCUGCCUUGAGUGCUCCUGGUAUCAUCUCUGCAUCACCAUAUGCUGGGGCUCAUGGUUUUCCACAAACGUUUACCAUUCAGCAGGCAGCAGGUCUGUCUCUGCAGGGUAUGCCUGCCGGGGCUUUCGCAUCACUCGGUGUCCCUGGUGCUGCAGCCGCCGCUGCAGCGGCUGCUGCAGGACGCCUGAGUCUUUCAGGUUAUAACGCUGGAGGAAACAGUGUCAUGCUGGUCAGCAACCUUAACCCUGAGAGCGUUACGCCCCAAUGCCUCUUUAUUCUUUUCGGUGUGUAUGGUGACGUCAUGAGAGUGAAGAUCCUAUUCAACAAGAAAGAGAAUGCUUUGGUGCAGAUGUCUGAUGGAACCCAAGCCCAGCUAGCCAUGAGCCACUUAAAUGGGCAGAAGCUGUAUGGGAAGGCUUUGCGGGUCACUCUUUCCAAACACACCACUGUGCAGCUGCCACGUGAAGGCCAUGAGGAUCAGGGGCUCACCAAGGACUACAGCAACUCUCCUCUUCACCGCUUCAAAAAGCCAGGCUCCAAGAACUACUCCAACAUCUUCCCCCCUUCCUCUACUCUCCAUCUUUCCAAUAUACCACCUUCUGUCACUGAGGAUCAUCUCAGAGGCUUGUUUCUAACUUCAGGAGCUGUGGUUAAGGCCUUUAAGUUUUUCCAGAAAGACCGAAAAAUGGCUCUCAUCCAGUUGGGCUCUGUGGACGAAGCAAUCGAGUCGCUGAUCAAAUUUCACAAUCAUGACCUGGGAGAGAACCAUCACCUCAGAGUGUCUUUCUCAAAGUCCACCAUCUGAUGGAGGCUGGUUUAUUUUAGAGGAGGUGAAAGGACCGUCACUUUAGACCAAACUUUUAAGCCUUCCACAAUUUAUAUCACUGUGGACAAAUAUUUUCCACAACACACACUUCAUCAUUCCUUUUAUUAUAUCUACAUUCACAUAUAUAUGUCUAUUUGUAAUUCCACUUUGAACCAGUAGACCAGAGGAACUGAAUCCAAUGUCACUUGGGUUUUAAUAGUACCUUUUCUCAGACGGUUUGUUUCAUGAUUUAGUUAAUCAUUGGCACACAUCAGUUUUGGAUAAUAGAUGCUGCGUAGUUUACACUUGUGCCUCUGCGGAAAGCCGCACCCUUUCAGGUUGCACACGCAAAACCUUGUUUUGUUUAUUGAACCUAUAAUUAACUUUUUUUCAAAGCUAUUCCCUAUUUGCCUUUCCGAGAGAGAGAAAAAAAAAAGCAGCUGUGCCUUACAUGGUGCUUAGAGUGUAUAUUCUUAAUGGCCUUAGGAAUGUCUUGAUGUUUUUGGCUUCUUUGAAGGAACCAUUAACCUCAAACAUACAAAAAAAACAAAAAACUCCUGCCUGGUGUUCCCAGGUGCUCCCUGUGAUUUGACUAGUGAAAGCGCAGAUUGUUUUCCUUUGAAAGGCAGAAACUAGUUCAGAGAUCUUUACAGGCUUUAGUUUUGUACCUGACUGUCACACCUUAUUUUUCAUAUAGUUAUUCUAUAUAUGUGGUUCUACUGCUUAUGUACCGUUUGUAAGAUUCUAUAUUUUAUAGCUCAUUCCAUAUUAAGUCGCACACAUAUUUGUAUACUGUAUCAUCUAUUUGGGCAUUGGCCUACUGCACUCUCUGUGCCUAGACCAUCGUAUUCUCCAUUUAAUAGGGAGCGGGACACUUUGAAUUUUUUUUUUCUUUCCUCCUCCUGUUGCUUAAGGGUUUCAUCAAUUAUGAAACCGUUUGGAGCCAAACCAGAGUUUCGCCGCCUAUGAUUUUUACAUAAUUUUUGGUUAUGUUGCAUGUGCCGAAGGAAGUCAAGUUCACAAGAGUUUUAAUGAACUUGUCAACGUGUUAAUUUAGACCUUCCAGAGCUCAAGUUUCUACUGGGUCUCUCUGUCACUUGCCUUUUUGUUAAAGAAUAUUAGCAUUACAGAGUCUUAAGCUCCUGUGUGACAUUUGUGUGAACCGAGACACCUGUGACAAGACUUCAGACUGUUUUUAGCACUUCUUUGUGUGGGGGGGGGAUGUUAAGGCCAUGGUCUUUCUGAUGCAUCCAUUUCAUGUUGAUUGUGGCAUGAGUCUUGAUGCACAGACAUUCCCUUUUACUUUUCAACUUGUACUUGUACUAUAGGGGGAAAUUCUCAGUUUAUUUUAUCCUUUGCAAUUCAGCAGAAUAUCGGCGUUACUGACAGGUGUUGAGCUUGUUUGUGUGGGUAUUGUUGUUUUUUUUUGGUUUGUUUGUUUUUUUUUUUUUUUUUUUUUUUUUUUUUCCCUGAAGAGUAGCAUGAUGGACCAAAGCAUCUUCCCUGUUCUGUCAGCCAGUUUUUGAUAUAGAGGUAUCUUUACUGUGCAGCGAUUUAUUCAGGCUUUGAUUUCAGUGGGCAGCAGGUGAGGUUUUUUUUUUUUUUUGACUGCCUGUGUGUAUAUUAUUGACUUUUGUUUACAAGAAGCAACACAUGAUCUUGAAAAUAUUACAAAUUAGAGAAGGGCUUUUUUUUGGCCUAAAGUAUGUAUCAAAUUAUUUCUGUUAUCAGAAAACAGAACCAAACAAAAGUCUUAAAGUAGCAACAGAACUCCUUUCUAUUGCGUUAGUUAUACUUCCUUGUUUUUCCCAGUGUGGCUGUAAUGUUGAGAAACUGAGUGGGUGAGGGCUACUGUAUAUAAUUUUUGUUCUGUACAAGUAAUUGAAAAUCAACAUUUCUUUGGCAAACAUGUAUAUUUUGAUAAGGUAAUAGCAGACAUUCAGCUCAUUGUAGAGCCUUCCUUUUUUAUUACACAAUAUUAAAAGAGAUUCCAACGCA